Juglans regia (Persian walnut) is the source of this 2378-nucleotide messenger RNA. Its product is annotated as COBRA-like protein 10. NCBI's taxonomy places the organism in Eukaryota, Viridiplantae, Streptophyta, Magnoliopsida, Fagales, Juglandaceae. The coding region runs from base 215 to 2185 and encodes 656 amino acids. The record is from RefSeq and is a predicted model, not a curated record. The transcript is spliced from 2 exons. Gene Ontology annotation, cellular component: membrane. Gene Ontology annotation, biological process: cellulose microfibril organization.
UUAUUCUCCACUAAUUUUUGUUCAGUACCCAUCCCACCAAGUGUCAACUUUUUGAGUUUUCUUCUACACCCAUUUCCUGAAUCAGUCCCACAGGCCAGUCUACCAUCUAUGUUUGCCAUCAAUCUGGAGCUGUUUUCCAUCGAUUACAGUACUGCGUUUUCUCCAUGUGUUAUCCUCAAAACAUUUUGAUCCUAACGUUGCCGGAAAGAAAAACAUGAAUAGCGCAUUUGGAGUGCUGACAUUCGUGUUUUUCUUGUUUUGUUCCAAAGUUCCUUUGAGUAAGUCCCAAGGUUUUGACGACGAGAAACCCGCAGCACCGCCGCCGGAAGUAGAAAGCUGCAAUGGGAUUUUCUUGUCCUAUGAAUUCAUUUCUCGGAAGAAAGAAUACCCCCAUGUGAAGAAUGCGACGGCACAGUCCUGGGCCUUCAAUGCCACCGCAACCAUAUUGAACACGGGCACAGUCGAGCUCAAAGCAUGGAAGAUGUUCAUCGGGUUCCAACACGAUGAGAUUCUAGUCGGUGUUAGUGGUGCGGUUUUGAUGGAGGCUGAUGACUUCCCGGCUCCGGUCGGGAACGGGACCCAAUUUUCAGGGUCUCCUCAGGCGGAUUUGAAGACGUCGAUCGACACGGCAGGAGAUCUUAGCCAAAUUCAGGUGCAGAUUAUGAUACGUGGCACUCAGUUUGGGGUGAAGCCGCCUGGGAUUCCAAUGCCUAGCACAAUACGUCUCGUCAAUGAUGGAUACAAAUGCCCAGCACCGACUCGGCGCAAGGCAUCGAUGCAUGUUUGUUGCACUCGGAAUCCGAAAAUUAAGGCUAAAGCUCUGAAAACCAAGUUCUUACCACGCCAGAAUGGAGAUCUUAGCAUCUCCUACGAUGUUCUUCAAGCCUAUCAAAAUAAUUAUCUUGCUCAGGUGACCAUGGAGAGCAAAAACCCUUUAGGACGUCUUGAUCGUUGGAACUUGACCUGGGAGUGGAUGAGAGGGGAAUUUAUAUUCACAAUGAGAGGAGCCUACACACGUAAGAAGGACUGUGCAGAUUGCAUUUAUGGGAUGGCAGGACAAUAUUACAAUGAUAUGGAUUUUUCAAAAGUCAUGAAUUGCCAAAAAAGGCCUAUCAUCGGUGACUUGCCUCGUGAGAGAGCAAACGAUACAGAUGUAGGCAAGUUGCCCUACUGCUGCAAAAAUGGUAGCCUUUUGCCACCCAUCAUGGAUGUAAGCAAAUCAAAGUCUGUUUUUCAAUUGCAGGUGUUUAAACUUCCGCCUGAUUUGAAUCGGACUGCUCUUUAUCCUCCAGAGAAAUGGAAAAUAUUUGGCGUUCUUAAUCCCGACUAUAAAUGUGGAGCGCCACUGAGGGUGGAUCCAACAGAAUUUCCAGACCCCAGUGGGCUUCAGGCAACGAGCACAGCAAUUGCGAGUUGGCAAGUAGUCUGCAACAUCACAAAACCAACCAAAAGAAACACUAGGUGCUGUGUGUCUUUCUCUGCCUAUUACAAUGAGUCUGUUAUACCUUGUAAUUCAUGUGCCUGCGGUUGUGAUGGAGAUAAAAAAUGCAAUCCGGAUGCCCCUGCAAUGCUUCUCCCUCCAGAAGCUCUUCUUGUUCCCUUUGAGAAUAGGACAGAGAAGGCCAUAGCUUGGGCUAAAAUAAAGCAUCUUCAAAUCCCUAAGCCAUUGCCCUGUGGGGACAAUUGUGGGGUUAGCAUAAAUUGGCAUGUCAACUCAGACUACAUGAGUGCGUGGACAGCCAGAAUGACACUAUUCAAUUGGGGGGAUCUGACUUUUGAGGACUGGUUUGCUGCGAUUCAAAUGAAGAAAGUUUGUCGUGGUUAUGAAAAUGUCUACUCUUUCAAUGGUACUUUAGUUCCGGAGCUGAACAACACUAUCUUCUUUCAAGGUUUACCGGGCUUGAAUUUUUUGGUAGGAGAGACAAAUGGAUCAAACCCAAGAAAAGACCCUAGAGUGCCUGGAAAGCAACAAUCUGUCAUUUCCUUUACAAAGAAGCUAACCCCGGGUAUAAAAAUAGUAAAAGGAGACGGGUUUCCUUCGAGGGUCUUUUUCAAUGGUGAGGAAUGCUCGCUUCCUACACAUUAUCCUACAAAAAACGGAAAUGACCGAGUUUUUGUAAAUUUAGUUGUUGACAUUUUUCUUAUACUCAUGACCACCUUGUUGCUGUUGGAAAAUCAUCAUUGACAAGCAAUUAGGUGGUCAUGUACUGUUAGCUAUUUAUAUUAUAUGCUUUAGGAGGCUAAUCAAUUAGACGCCAAAAGCUAGAGUCACUUGUAGAAAUUAAACAAUCUUGUAUUUCCUUUUCAUAGUCCAGAUCAUCUUAGUUAAAUAAUUCAUAAUGCUCCCCUAAUCGUUUUGUCUGGUUGAACAAAACAAA